AUGUCGUGCCAGCCCCGGGGGUGGGCACUGCCCUGGGUGGUGCUCCUGCUUCUCAUGGGUCCCCAGCUUCUGGUGACUCAGGGCCUGAGGAUCCAAGAAGACAAAGACAGAGAUGGCAGAGUCCUCUUGAACCAGGACUUCCCUGCCACAGUGGAGUACGCCUUGCACAUGUUCAACAUCCAGAGCGAGGACACGAAUGCCUACAGGCUGGAGCGCAUCCUGAAUUCCUGGACUGAGCAGAUUGUGGGGAUGAUCGCAUUCUCCAUGGAGCUGCUGCUUCGCAGAACCAGGUGUGAGAAAUGGGAAGAGGACAUUGACAACUGCCCCUUCCAGUCAGGUCCACAGCUGAACAAUACAUACAACUGCUUCUUCACCAUCGGCACUCACCCCUGGGAAACAUAUUUUGAACUCCUGAACAAGACCUGCUUGGAGGGCUUCCAUUGA
Molecule: messenger RNA, 444 nt
Organism: Condylura cristata (star-nosed mole)
Lineage: Eukaryota; Metazoa; Chordata; Mammalia; Eulipotyphla; Talpidae
Product: cystatin-9-like
Exons: 3
Coding region: 1-444 (147 amino acids)
Biological process (GO): antimicrobial humoral response
Molecular function (GO): cysteine-type endopeptidase inhibitor activity
Source: RefSeq, a predicted model, not a curated record